AUGGCACAGAACAUGACAAAGGACUUCUAUGUCGGCAUCUCCACCGCUGCCCUGCUGUUGCUGCUGCUUCUGUGCACCGCGGUUUUCACCAGUUACAUCCUUAUGAAAAAGAAGUCGGGGUCUCUAAGUGUGGACACCAUCAACCCACAGUUUCUGCAGACACCAUUGAACCCAACUCAUGUCUCAGCUGCCACCAUUUACUGCGUUUCUUCUCCUGUGACUCCUUUUUCUGGUUGGCUAAAUCUUCUUCAGCUUUGUUCAAAUUUCAUCUUCUCUGUGAGAUUAUUGGAAAGUCCGGUCACCAUCAGGAUGCAUUCACAAGUCCUCGUUUCAGGCCUCUUACUCCUUCUCCCAGCGGCUGUGGGUUCUUUCCCAGAAGUGCGUGGAGUGGUGGGUCACCCUGUGACACUGCCAUGUUCUUAUCCGGUGUCUGAUGGGAUCGCCUUCAUGUGUUGGGACCGAGGGGAAUGUAGGGAUAUAUGCAGACAAACACUCAUCUGGACCGAUGGACACAGAGUCUACUAUCGGGCAGACCGUCGCUACAAGCUGAGGGGGCAGCUUCUUCAAGGAAAUGUGUCCUUGACUAUAGAGAAUGCCACUGAGAGGGACAGUGGGCUCUACUGCUGUCGAGUGACGAAGAAGGGAUGGAAUGGCGUACAGAGGCUGACCACCUCACUGCAAGUUCAGCCAGUUUACACUGAAACUGUGACAUCUUCACGAUGCCCUUGGAAUAAACACACUGAAGCGGUCCCCACACCACACGCCCUGAUGAUCCCCACUAAGGGCCUCUACAUCGGAAUCUCCGUGUCUGUUGGGCUGUUGCUUCUCACAGGCGUCCUGAUGAUCUUAACUUCUGUGUAUCCUCGAGCUCAGAAGACCGGUGGAGACGAGAGAAUUGAAAAGUUGAAGGUAGAGGAGCUACAUUUCUACAUCAGCACCUUUGCUGGGCUGCAGCAAUAUGGUUAUGCCAAAGUUAAUCACUUGAUCUUAGCCAAACUCUCCCGACCUGCUGUUGGCUGA
Molecule: messenger RNA, 1020 nt
Organism: Myodes glareolus (Bank vole)
Lineage: Eukaryota; Metazoa; Chordata; Mammalia; Rodentia; Cricetidae
Source: RefSeq, a predicted model, not a curated record